UAUAAGCUCCAAAUUAUAAAUCCUUUUUUCGAGGGUAGGUGUGAAAAAAGUUAACACUGUUUUUAAAGAGCUCCGUAUUUUCAAUCAUCAUAAAAUUAAAAAAUAGUAAUUUUAUACCAUUAUUUUAGUAGAUUUAGUGUUAAGUGUGAUAAAUGUGAUAAAUAGUACCCACCAGACAGUACUUAUUCUCCUAGUGAAAUUCAAUUAAGUUCACUUCUUUUAUAUCCCUUUGUUCCGAUCACUACGUAUUACCAGUCAUCAUGGAUGCAUUAAAAGACUCGCUCAACGCCUUGGCUGAAAUGUUCGAACAGAAGAUGAGCGAGUUCCAGCAGGGCCUAGAUAAUGGACCCAUUACAAACACAUCCUUGGCUGCAGAGUUUAACAGCUUCAGGACCUUUGUGCUCUCUGCCAUGAAUACUUUGCAGAGACAGGUGGAGUUCCUUGGUAUAGAGGUUGAUCGUCUGGAGAUGCGUAGAAGGCGCAAAAUGCUACUAGUGCACGGAGUCAGCGAAGAUAAGUCGGAAGAUGUUACUUCACGUGUUUGUAAAGUAGUAGGGGAACAUCUUGGUGUGACUGGAUUCUCUGUUGCUUCCAUCAAGUCAUCCCAUCGCUUAGGACGUCCUUCCGAAAAGAAACCUCGUCCUAUAGUGGUAAAGUUUGCGGAUGUAGCAUUGCGGGAUAAGGUUUGGUUCUCCAAAACUGGAUUUAAGGGCAGCGGUUUAACUGUGUCAGAGUGUUUAACAAAGAGUCGUCAUAACUUAUUUAUGGAGGCAAGGCAGAGAUUCGGCAUAAACAAGUGCUGGACAAGGGAUGGAUGCAUCCAUAUUAUAGCCCCAGAUGGUUCACAUCACCGAGUUGAGUGGAAAGCUGACCUACACAGCAUACCACAGACAUCUAAACAGACAUCUAAGCCUCUGACUUAGUGUACUGCCAGUCUCACCUCCAGGUCCAAAAGAACGGUCAAAAAUAAGUAAUAGGUUUAGUUAACUGUAAGCUUUUUGUAACUUCUAAUUACCUAUGUCACUACCACAAAGCCUAAGCUAUCCUAGUAUGAAUCUUUAUGUUAUGUAUAUGAAUUAAACUAUUUUUUAUUUAGUAUUUAUAACUUAUUACAAAAUUUCAUUACCAUC
Messenger RNA from Leptidea sinapis, 1130 nucleotides. RefSeq lists its product as uncharacterized. The transcript has 2 exons. The record is from RefSeq and is a predicted model, not a curated record. Bases 261 to 923 code for a protein of 220 amino acids. Lineage: Eukaryota; Metazoa; Arthropoda; Insecta; Lepidoptera; Pieridae.